UUGCUGCACGAUUUCCCGGAGUUCCUGUGCGAUUACCACUUUGCAUUCUGCGACGUCAUCCCGCCGAACUGCAUCCAGAUGCGCAACUUGAUCCUAUCGCCGUAUCCACGCAACAUGCGCCUUCCCGAUCCGUUCACACCGAACCUGAAGGUCGACAUGCUGACCGACAUCGGCGGAUCACCGCGCGUGUCCAUCAACUAUGCGGCCGCCAUUCAGCCGGCCAGCUUCAAGAAGGAUCUCGACUCGUACCUGAAGGCCCGCGCUCCGGUGACCUUCCUGUCCGAGCUGCGAUCGAAUCUGCAGAUCUCGAACGAUGUCGGCUCGCGCUACAAUAUUCCGCUGAUGAAUGCGCUAGUCCUGUACGUCGGCACGCAAGCCAUCGCUCACAUUAGAUCCAAAAACCAGGUCCCAACGAUGGCGACCAUCGUGCACAGUGCGCACAUGGACAUCUUCCAGAAUCUGGCCGUCGAUCUCGAUACCGAGGGACGGUACCUGUUCCUGAAUGCGAUCGCCAAUCAGCUGCGCUACCCGAACAGCCACACGCACUACUUUAGCUGCUGCAUUCUGUACCUCUUCGAUGAGGCCAACUCGGAAGCCAUUCAGGAACAAAUCACUCGUGUACUGCUCGAACGGUUGAUCGUGAACCGACCGCAUCCGUGGGGUCUGCUGAUCACCUUCAUCGAGCUGAUCAAGAACCCGCUGUACAAGUUCUGGGAUCACGAUUUCGUCCACUGUGCGCCCGAGAUUGAACGUCUCUUCGAGUCGGUCGCUAAAUCGUGCAUGGUAAACACCAAGAGCCAGCAGCAGAUUCAGAACGUCGAGUCGGACAUUGCGGAGUGCAACUAAAAGGGGGUGCGUCUCUUCCGGUUACAGAAGCAAUACCAACCCUCACGCAACAACGCCGAUGGCCUAUCAUGCGGACUCGGAUGCGAAUUCUUCCGUUGCCUGUGAAGUGGUGGCCCGCCACAGGCAACGAAAGAGGAGACCCCAACGUAUGUGUGUAUAGAACUUUCACGCUGGUGAACCCACAACGUCCCUGUCACUGGUGACCUGCGUAAAACGUUUUAGAUUGCUCAGCAGCUUGUGUGUGUUUUUCAUUCGUGGCCUGUGGCCUGUUACUAAAUUAGUCUCACCACAGCAGAGCGAAGGCUGUCGGGAAUAUCGGGAAUGAAGGUUGCAAAAUUUUAAGUGUUGUACAUAGCUCAAAGCAGUGAGAAAAAAAAUGAAAACUGGAGUCAGUGUAGAGAUAGGCGCAAGGGAAUUAGGCACACGUCUGAUGCCGGAAGCCGGAACGUCAUUAUGAACUGGAGUGAAUCAUUGUCUAAUUUUUAGUUAUUGUGUUGUAACAUCAUUUGUGAACAAA
Molecule: messenger RNA, 1363 nt
Organism: Anopheles cruzii
Lineage: Eukaryota; Metazoa; Arthropoda; Insecta; Diptera; Culicidae
Product: CCR4-NOT transcription complex subunit 1-like
Exons: 5
Biological process (GO): nuclear-transcribed mRNA catabolic process, deadenylation-dependent decay
Cellular component (GO): CCR4-NOT core complex; P-body
Molecular function (GO): molecular adaptor activity
Source: RefSeq, a predicted model, not a curated record